AUGUUACAAACGAUAUUUCUGGUCUUUCUGUAUUUAUGCCUCUCGACAAAUGCCCAAUUCUCUCAUGGCUCUUAUGGCAUGCUAAACGGCGCCCCAACCGGAUUUAAUGGCCCUAAUUCGGGCAGCUUUUCAAGUUCCAACGGCCUUAGCGGCUUUGAUGGCCCGCCCACUUUUUUCGUGCCCUUUGGUUUCUUGGGAAUUUCGCAGCUAUACUUUUCCGGUCAGACAAACGGAAUGGCUGAUUACGAAGAUUUCGGAAGUGACGAUUACCUAAAAUUUGAUGGAAAGCCAAGUCAACCCCUCGGGUUUGACAAUAACUACCAAGACAUUUCCGGACCGGCAGCAGAAUUUAAUGGGCAGCAACCCGGGCCCAAUGGAUUCAACGGCUUCGGAUUUGGGUCUGCCGGAUCAUCGAAUAAUAAA
Molecule: messenger RNA, 423 nt
Organism: Mesorhabditis spiculigera
Lineage: Eukaryota; Metazoa; Nematoda; Chromadorea; Rhabditida; Rhabditidae
Source: the annotation of a GenBank genome assembly